AUGAAUAGCUUUUUCAACAGAUCACCAAGACACCAGAAUGUCCAGGACAUUGGAGACAUUUCCCAGUCAAUGGAAAACAUCUCCAUCUCCAGCAACAUGAUGGACAUAGACACCAGCUAUAGAUCACCAACCAAUAAAAAUACAAACUUCACUGCAAAUGCCAACACCACUGCUAUUCACCAACCCAUCCUCAACAAGGAAAACAUCACUCCUCUAAGCUCACCCACAAAAUCAAUACUACACACUUCACCAACAUCCACCCCAUACAACAAAUCCAGAUUUCACCAAACACAGCCACAACCACAACCACAGCAACAACUACCUUCUACCGCUUCUGCUGCUGCACCACUUACACCAACACGUCUCAACCAUAAUCAACGCACAUUACAAGACAAUAUCAACCAGUUGCAACCACCACCAUCAAGCCAAAGAUACAAACUAUCAGAACAAGAGUUUAGAAAAAAAGCCAAUAACCCCAAAACCAAAAGACUAACCUCGGUUGCCCAACUAUACUUUCUCGACUACUACUGCGACAUGUUUGACUAUGUCAUUAGCAGACGCGAACGCACCAAGUUUGUCGAAAACAAAUUAUUAACCGACCCCAACUUCAACCAAGACUUGCAAAGACAACAAUUGGAAUGGAAAAACUAUAUCGGAAGAGAACGCGCACUUUUGCGCAAACGAAGACUAAAACCAAAACACCGCGAUUUCGAAAUGAUCACCCAAGUUGGCCAAGGAGGCUACGGCCAAGUGUUUUUAGCACGCAAAAAGGACACAAGAGAAAUUUGUGCCUUGAAAAUAUUGAACAAAAAACUACUUGUCAAAUUAGAUGAAACCAGGCACGUGCUCACUGAACGAGACAUUUUAACCAAUACAAGAUCAGAAUGGCUAGUCAAACUCUUGUAUGCCUUCCAGGACACCGAGAAAGUAUUUUUAGCCAUGGAAUUUGUACCGGGAGGAGACUUUAGAACGUUGCUAAACAAUACUUCCUAUUUGAUCCCACCACAUGCAAGAUUCUACAUUAGUGAAAUGUUUGCCGCAGUAAACUCACUUCACGAGUUGGGAUUCACGCAUCGUGACUUGAAGCCAGAAAACUUUCUCAUCGACUCCAAGGGUCACAUCAAGUUGACAGAUUUUGGAUUGGCAGCAGGAACGGUAUCUAACGACAGGAUAGAAUCAAUGCGAAUCAAAUUGAAAAAUUUGGAAAACGGCGACGAUGGCACUUACCAAGUACCAUCACGAGUAAUGAUGGAGAGACAAAAAAUCUUUAAACAAAGUCAAGGACAUCACAACUUGGCCAACUCAAUUGUUGGAUCCCCCGAUUACAUGGCAUUGGAAGUAUUGGAAGGGAAAAACUAUGAUUACACAAUUGACUAUUGGUCAUUGGGAUGCAUGUUGUUUGAAGCACUCUGUGGAUACCCACCCUUUUCUGGAUCCAAGCAAGAUGAAACUUAUCACAAUUUAAAACACUGGAAAACAGCAUUGGUACGGCCACAAACCAAGGAUGGCCGUUUUGUGUUUAGCGACCGAACAUGGGCCCUAAUCAUAAAACUUAUUGCAUCUCCAUCUAACAGAUUAAGGACAUUUAAACAAGUUCAGCAGAUGGCCUACUUUGCCGACGUUAAGGAUUGGGAUAACUUGAGACAACGCACACCGCCAUUCACACCGCAAUUGGACAACGAAGAAGAUGCAGGAUACUUUGACGAUUUCGAAGACGAGGAAAUGAUGGCCAAAUACAAAGACGUGUUUGCUAGGCAAGAGCAAAAUGAACAGUUACUAGAGAGAAAUAAUACUCUGGGAGCACCUAAAAAGAGAUUUUUGGAAAACAAUUUUAUCGGAUUCACAUUUAAACACAAGUCUAAUCCAAACAAUAAGUUUGCCAAUGGAGAAAUCAACUUGUUGAAUAACCAAAACAACAACGGAGGUAACUAUACCAAUUCCUUAUUUGGAGGAAACUUUAGCUCGACUAGAUUAAACCCUUUAGCUACUUUAUAUUAA
This is a messenger RNA of Lodderomyces elongisporus, 1998 nucleotides long. RefSeq names its product serine/threonine-protein kinase (gene DBF2). Gene Ontology annotation, cellular component: spindle pole body. Lineage: Eukaryota; Fungi; Ascomycota; Pichiomycetes; Serinales; Debaryomycetaceae. The coding region runs from base 1 to 1998 and encodes 665 amino acids. The transcript has a single exon. The record is from RefSeq and is a predicted model, not a curated record. Gene Ontology annotation, biological process: intracellular signal transduction; peptidyl-serine phosphorylation. Gene Ontology annotation, molecular function: ATP binding; protein serine/threonine kinase activity.